Molecule: messenger RNA, 13700 nt
Organism: Mugil cephalus (flathead mullet)
Lineage: Eukaryota; Metazoa; Chordata; Actinopteri; Mugiliformes; Mugilidae
Product: dynein heavy chain domain-containing protein 1
Exons: 44
Coding region: 219-13550 (4443 amino acids)
Biological process (GO): microtubule-based movement
Cellular component (GO): dynein complex
Molecular function (GO): dynein intermediate chain binding; ATP binding; dynein light intermediate chain binding
Source: RefSeq, a predicted model, not a curated record
CAGUUAAAGCGCUAUAGACAUACUUGACCUUCACGACCAGACCGACCAGCUUUACGGACCAACUGGAGUUCUCCUGCGUUACCCCGGCAACGAGCCGUCGCCGUGGUUGCGUUCAAGACAACUUCUCCACAGCCAGAAAGGCCCAAAGUCCACAUAUAGACCGAGAAGCUGUAUUUUGACGCAAACCUGCUGAUGGUAUUUGUUGAUAGAUCAGCAGCAUGUUUGCUGCCCCUCCAAAGGAAAUGUCCCGUCACGGGUCGUCCCAGACCCGCGAUAAAGACGUCACAGGUCCCGCAUCCAAGGUCGAGAAGAAGAGCCGCUCUCCUCCCGAAGUGACGUUACCACCGCUUUGCCCGGAGCCUCGUUCCGUCUCCGCGGCCAAGUCUCUGUUCAGUCGCUCCCCCGUCUUCAAGACUCCCCCCUCCGAUAGUCCACCGUCGCUGGUGGAGCUUCCUCGUCUCAUAGCUCAAGUUGGAGCAGAGAGAGAUGGAGUACGUAGCGUAAAAUGGAAAGAAGGACCUCGACUAAUGACCUCAGCAUUAGGGACUGACAUCCCUCUGUCAGUGGGGCAGAGCCGCACAGAGAAGGACGAAUCGAUAAAAGUCACGCCGUGUAAGGAUCAAAAGAUAAUAACUGCGAGGGACGGAAAAUCGACAAAAGCGAGCAAAUGCGCCCUCGCUGGGGUAGAGGUUGUUCAGGUCUUGGCCCGGAAAAGAGACCUGGGAGACUUUGAGAUUUAUUACCUGAAAGAAGUGGACGCAGACGCACACAGACCUUAUGACUUGCGUGUGGUCCACUCCGGUGACGCCGGCUCUGAGCAUUACAUCUUCUCGUCCAACACUGUGCUGCACGUGACGGAGACGGGUUACGGUGGAGCCGUCAGCCUGGCAGAGUGGUACCGGGAGUAUUUGUUGUGGACAGCCCUGCAGGAAAUCCCCUUUUUCAGAGGGUUCAGGCUGCAGAAAGCUUUCUCCUGGUGGCAUAAAAACGUGCGCAGCAGGUUUUUUCAACGCAAGCGCAAGAAACUCCAGGACGCGCUGCUCACGGUCGUACCUCAGUUCAGAAACGGGCUUCACCUGUUCGCAGGAGUGAUAGAAGAACUGAAGGGGACACGCUGGAGUCUGGAUGACUCUAAAACCUACACACUGCAGGAGUUCAAGAACAUCCUCAUAUCCAAGGAUCGCGAGUGUCUGCAGGUUCUGAAGAAGCUGUCGCAGCGUCGCGCCGUCAUCCUGAAUAUGGUGAAGGAAGGCUGCUAUAAAACACACCACGAGCUGCAGCUGCAGGUGCAACUCGCCAAAAAGCAAAACAGAAGCCGCGAACCGAUUCACCUGCUCCUGUCUCACCAGCGCAAGCUGAAGAAGGAGUUGUCCCGCGCUGAAAGCACCUUGCGGAAACUGGGGAAAUUCGCCGCGCUCGUGCAUCAAAUGAUUGCGCAGACUCUCGUCACAAUCAUCCAGCGAGAUGCCGUCUCUUUUCUCGCUGUUUUAAAGAGGAGGACCUCUGAGCAGCGCUGUCUCUUCCACACUGAGCUCUGUGUCGGCGCCGACGCUCGUCUGACUCUGGAGCCUCCGACACGUCUGUUCAGAGGAGCCGUGAGUGAAGCGCUCCUGACUUCUGUCGACUCCGUUAUUCAGAUGUGCGACAGUAGUGGACUGUUUUUGGAGAUCAGCAGCCGUGCGCUCGGCUCUGCUCAGGAUUUAACCCCUGACUUCAGCUCUUCUUUAACCACAGGAGAAACAAAGAGUGAUGGUCGAGUGCUCAGAGACGUGGCGCCGUCGCCUGAAGAGACUUUUCAAAUGGUGCAGGGCAACACGGUGCAUGGCUGCUACUACCCUCUCUCCAAAACACAGUUAGAGCGGCAGAUCAGCACAAACGACAUCACAAAACAAGUUGAGAAGGAGCAGAACAAGAUCAUGGAGGAAACUGAAUUAGAAAUCCAGAAUCUGUGCGAGACGUACGCGUGGCUGGUGGACGUCCAUUUGUAUGUCGGCCAGUGGAGUAGAGCGUCUCUGGAGUCCAUGAAGGAUCGGCCGGCGUCGCUGUAUGAGGAGCACAUUAAGAGGGUGCGCAGCUGGGCUGAAAGAGUCGACGCCGCCGACUCAUCGCUCUCUACCUCCAACCAAAUGUUUGUCGUCCACCUCGACCGCACAAAGGAAACUCUGCAACAACAGCUGAGGUUGAUUGAGGAGGAAACACAAGAGCAUCUUAUGAAAGAGUUAGAGCUGCUCUCUGAAAGCCUCGUAUCAGACCUGGAGAAGGAUACGGCCGAACUCAAGACACAACCUCAGGACUUACACGACCUCUCAGAAUACGCUCUCACGGUGAGGGAAUCUGUGAAUACGUUGGCCGACACACAGAAACGUCUGGAGCACAUCCGCUCCCUCCGUAACACCAUCACCACCAACUACAGGAAGAUGACAGCGCAGGAGCUGACGCUGGAGCGAAAGGUGCUGGGCUUGUGGGACGGCUUUAUUCCCCUGUUGAAACGAGCCGACAGCCUCGUGUGCGAUCGUCUUCCCUCGAUGGCUAAUGCCUUGGACACGAUGUUCUCGUUCGUGGUCUGCGACCUUCAAAAUGUGGUCUUGGAGGCUACGUCUGGACCCUUCCUCAACCCCGGCCAGAACGCUAGUGAGAUGGUCUCCAAGCUGAGCUACAUGUGUGCGCACGCGUGCAGCCUCACUGCACAGAUGGAACAGCUUAGUAAGAACAGCGAAAACAUGCAAGAACGUGGGCUGGAUUUGACCAUUUCGACAACUAAUGUUCAGAAGGUUACAGCCCGUAGAGCGUUGUGGGAGCUGAUCGCUGCGUACACUACAUGGUUGGAAGAAUGGAAACCACUGCUUUUCAGUGAGGUUGUGGUGUCACAAGCUCAGGAAAAAGUGACUCUGUGGAAGGAGCAAGCUCAGAGUUUGACUGAUAUCAUACCUCCACAUGAUCCAGUGCUGGAGGAAACUUUGAGAAUCCUGGAAAACUUGAGCCACGAGCUGCUAAUCAUGGUCAAGAUGCAGAACGCCACACUCAAAGAAAAACACCAUAGAGCUAUUUUCCAAGAUAUGGGACUACUUCAUUCUGAAGAGAGGAAGGUUACUGUAGGAGAUAUCAUGUCUCAACAACUUGAAAUUCACCAGAAACAAAUUUACAAGAUUUGCAGGGACGCACAAAUGGAGUGUAAGAUGGAGCAGACGUUACAAAAGUUUCGACAGACAUGGGAAGACAGAUUGUUUCAGCUGGACAAAGUCAGUCUCGUUGAGCCACAGAAUGGGUUAACAGAGAGAGAGAAUACCACAGGAGACUCUCAGCACUCCAGUAAUGAUGCUAGCAUCACCUUUAUCGAUCUGGACAUGCUCUUUUCUGAAAUUGGGAACCAUCUGAUGACUUUGUCCACCAUGUUGAAUUCCCCAUACAGUGUUGACUUCAGGCUGCAGUUGGAGGAAUGGAUUCAUUCACUACAAGAACUUGAGAAACAGCUUGUUCUGCUUGAAAGAUAUCAGAGCAUGUGGGCCUUCCUGACCAAGGUGUUUGGUGAAACAUCCUUUAGUGAACGAAGAGUAGAUCUGCUGCAACGCUUCCAUCCAGUCGAUAAGGCAUUUAAGGAAAUGAUGCGCUUUAUAUCAACUGACCCUCAUGUGUUGAACUUUGUUUCCAACGAGACAAAUGGCAGUUUUCACGGUAACAGCCUUCACCAGAUUCUCCUUGAUGGAUUGUCUACGAUGGAAGCCAUUUCAAACCAGAUGGCAGAUGUUCAUGAUAACAUCUGUAGACAGUAUCCAAGACUCUGGUUCUUGAGUGACAGAGAAGUGAUCCAGCUACUCUCGGUUCCUCCAGCCCCUCUUACGCUGCAGCCCUUUGUGCGUAAAUGUUUUAAACCAGUACACUGGCUUGAAGUGGACUGUGAAAUACCAUCUAACACGAGCGAUCUAAAGAGCUGCGAGGCUUCAUAUGAAAGCCACGAACAGUUGAAAGUGCUGGGUGUUUUUGGCAGCCUCCGGGAACACGUUGCAUUCCAGUCUCCUGUGGAACCAAAUCUCGAUGCCUUGGUUUGGCUUUGUGGCUUUGAGAAACAACUGAAGUUGGCCAUGGUGCACCUCAUCAAACAAUGUGCUGUUGUCCAAAAUCAGUCAAGUCAAGAUUUGGCAUGUGGCAAGAAAGAUCGAGACCUCACUUUCUAUGUUGCUGAUAGGAGAAAAUAUGGACAAUCUCUGCUGGACCUGAUUUCAGAAUAUCCUCUUCAGUGUCUGCUUGUGGCUGAGGAGGCAGCGUGGUGCAGUGCUGUUCUUCAAACUUUCCAGGAAUCGAGUCCAGAGAUGUUGAGAAACUUGAAGGCAAACACCUCCACAAAACUGAAAAACCUCGGCCGUUUUAUAAGGGGUGGAGUCGCGGGAUCUACAAGCGCGUCUCUGGUCUCCAAGUACACAAUGAUGUGUCUGCGAGCCUUACUGCAGCUUACAAUGAAGCAGUCACAGCAGCUGUCUCGACUCAUGGAGAUACAGUGUGCGCUGGAUUCGUCUUUUGAGUGGAUAAGUUUGAUGAAGUACCACGUCAACUCAGAAAAUCAGAAUCUGAAAAGCAGCGAUGAUCCGCCUUGUUAUGUGGAUGUUCUUGGACAUCACUUUCAAUAUGGAUUUGAGUAUCACGGUCCAGAAGACUGGGUGAUGGUGAAUGCUCCUUCCACCGACCAGGCAGUACUGGGGAUUCUCCUUGCUCUGGCAAGCUACAAAUGUGGGUUUGUGAGUGGGCCUUGCAUGUCUGGAAAGAAAAAUACUGUGGUCCAGCUAGGAAGGGCGCUGGGACAACAGGUUGUUGUAAUACAGUGCUAUUCGAACACGAGGCUUGGUUUUGUUCAGCAGGUGCUGCUGGGUGCCCUCCAGACGGGAGCAUUGCUUCUUCUGGAUUCUGUGGACUUGCUGACACAAAAUGUCCUUUCUUUACUGGGACAGCAUCUAGCAGACAUACACCGUUUUUUCUUUGACUUAAGAACAAAUAAUCGUGGAGUGAACAAGAAGUCAGAGGACAAAACCGCUUACAGUUCCACAGACUGCAGGAACCUGGUCGAUCCAGAAUGGCGUAUGCUAUUCACAGGGAAGAGUGUUUCUGCCAGUCCAAGCUACCGAUGUGUCCUCAUCUCAUCAAAGGGGUAUACAUCCACGAUUCCAGAGAGUCUGCGUUUUUCAACCAGACCCGUUGCAUUAACGCACCCAGAUUACAGGGUUAUUGCAGAAGUAAUGCUGACUUCCAUUGGAUUCUCAGAGGCCGCGCCUUUAAGUCAGCGUCUGGUCUCUUUCAUUAGCCUGGCCAACGAUUCCCGCUGUCUACCUGGGUUUCACGCUGACGUUCAGAGCUGUUUUCUCGGUGUCUUACAAAAGAUUAUCUCGGCUUCUGAAAUACACCUACUGCAAGCUGUAAGGCAACGAGGUUUAGAUGAGACCGUGUCUUCACAAACAACGUGCGACCAGCCUUUUGAAGAGAGACAAGAACCUGAAAAACAUUUCGUGUUUUGCAGUUCCCAUUUGUCAGUUGUUCAGGGUUUAUUGGAAGAGACGGCCAUUGUAAAAGCUGUUCUGUCCGUCUUGAUUCCUGAUCACAAGAAAGCCUCACAGUUCUACAUAAUCUUUAAGGACACAUUCCCUUUAGCGUGUCAGUUUCCAUUUUUCCAACAACACGAAGAAGAAGCAGAAAAGAACCCACUUCAAGAUGCAGUUGCAGAAGAAUUACAACAAAAAAGGUUUUGUUGUGACACAGAAAUAAUUAGCAGUGCUCUUACACUCUACCAGACCAUGAAAUUCUCUCAAGCAGUUAUGCUUAUAGGCCCCCCGGGUAGUGGAAAAACAACGUGUUACAGUGCAUUAGCUGGAGCAUUAAAUGGUCUGGCUGCCAAGGCGCUGGAGCACGUGUUGGAACACGACAAUGCAGAUAAAAACGAUGUUCCACAGGCAGAUCUGCAGAUCACGACUACAAACUGGAGCUCUGUUGACACUGUGGUCGUAUUUCCAAAUGCCAUGUCCCAUGAUGAAAUAUUUGGUUAUUUCUGUGAAAAGAGAGGAUGGCAGGAUGGAACUGUUGCAAAGGUGCUGAGAGAUUCACAGCGACGUGAAAGCUACGGUCAUGAGAAGAAAAGUGAUGAGAUGCAAAUGGCGAAGUGGCUGGUGAUGGAUGGGGAGCCGCUGGGGCAGCCCGGCUGGUUGGACCACCUCACCACACUGUGCAAUCCCCAGGAUCCGUUUCAGUGCCUGUCAUCAGGGGAGAGGUUGCAACCUCAAACUCACCUCAAGCUGCUUAUGGAGAUCACCGACCUAUGUGACGCCAGUCCCUCUGCACUGACCUACUGCGGAGUUGUUUAUUUCACGGGUACUGAUCUGUGGAAAGCUGUGUGGAGGAGUGAAAUGGAUGUUCUCUCUUUUAAAUACAAGCUGGACCAAAGGAUUGUGAAAAUGUGGAAUCGUCUGGCUGAAGACCUUUUCUCAAGGUCUCUUGAUUUGCUUGGGCAAAAAGCUUUAACCUCUGCUGUCCACACUGAAAGAGGAUCUUCUAAAAGCCCUGUUCACGGACUGCAAGAAAUCAUGGCAUUUGUUAGCAUCCUGCAUGCCCUCCUACAACAUUAUGGGAAGGAAAUGGAAAAUCCUGAAUCUUUACCACAAAUAGACAAAACAGGUAUAUCACAUGGAGCCAACGGACAAGGUCAACAAGAGCUGCUCAGCAGAAACCUUUUUCUUUUGGCUUAUAUCUGGGGAUUUGGUGGACAUCUGCAUUCUCGCCACUGGCCACAGUUUGACCUGUUGGUCCGCCAAGUGCUGUUCACUUGCAGGUACAAGAUCGUGGUUCCUGAAGAGGAAAGUGUGUUUGAACACUUUUUUAGCGUAGACUGUAAGAUGUUCGCCAAAAGCCCACUGGCAAAUCCCGUCAUUCCCAAGUAUCGGAAGUACACAUAUCUCCUUAACCUCAUGUUGGAGGCGAAUCGGCCGGUGUUGCUCGCAGGAGAACCCGGUUCUGGAAAAACCACCCUGUGCAAAACCCUGCUAAGCUUUGACAAGCCACACAUAAGUCUACCAGCCAGUCCACUGCUGAGAUCAAGAGACCUGCGCACUAUACUGAAAACCAUGAGCUGCCAGAGGAACCGUAAAGGCACCAUGGGUCCCAUGACAGGACAACCAGGCCUGCUGCUGUUUGUGGAUGAUUUACACGAAGCUCCCUGUGAUGUCUUUGGGACGAUGUCCAAGGCUCUGGAGACCCUACGGCAGAGUAUUUCCAAGGGAGAGAUUCUAACAUUUGAUGCCUACCACUUGAACUUUUUGAGUUCUCGUUCCAUCAGCUACAUGGCUACGUGUUGUGUCUCUGGACUGGGUAAUCACCACAGUAAUGUCGUGACGUCACGGCUCUCCCGCCUGUUUACCGUCUUUGUGCUCCCGAGCCGAUCUUUAGACGUCAUAUUGUCUAUCCAUUCCCCUUGGCUACAGAUGUGGCUCCAGAAAAUGCCACUGGAGUGCAGCAGUGAGCGCAUGUCACAACGUAUCAUCACUGCUACUAAGUAUUUGCACGAUGCAGUACGUGACCUAUUCCGGCCCACAAAGCAGACGCCGCAUUUUGUGUUUUCCCAUCAUGACCUUCAGAAGGUGUUUCAGGGGAUGUGUCUGCUGCAGCCCGACUCAAACACAGAGCAUCCACCAUCUGUUCUGAACAUAGUGCGACUCUGGAUGCACGAGUGCAUGCGAACAUUUGGUGAUAGAUUACGUUCAAGCUGUGAAAAAAAAACUCUUGUGUCACUCGUUGCCAAGACGGUUGAAACACACUACGGCAUUAAACUGUCUGAUGAAGCCCAACUUGAAAGUUUACAUCACCCACCUGCUGUCGCAAGCCUUCCUGUUCACACGCUACCAAUGGACGAAGCGUGCAACCAGGAAAGAACAGCUGACCAGUCAGAGAUUCAUAAAGGCUACAUCUUCACUGAAACUUACCCCGUGUCUGAAAACAUUUGCUCUCAAGACACCAGCCUUAAAUCCCACCCAAUCCAACCGCAAACCCUUAAGCAAAUGGAGGAAAUAAUGGAUGGGCUCGUCUAUGGUCCUGAGCUCUCUGAGUCGCUGAAGUCAGGGAAUAAGCAGUUUGAAUGCGACUGUUCUUAUCAGGGGCGAGACCUCGACAUGCUGCUUCAAGAGCUGCUUGCACUCAUGAACAGAAUAGACGAAGGACAGAAAGUUGACGAUGGCAGCACAAUUACAACGAGAUACAUGGUGCACAGGCAGGGUGUUAGUCAGCUGUGGCACGUCCUUAGGGCUUUGCUCAUGCCAGGAGGUCACGGAGUGCUGUUUGGGUCGGACGGAGGAACCGGCCGUAAAACCACGGUCCGAUUAGCCGCCCGGCUCGCAGGCCAUCAGCUGAUGGAGGUACAUCCCGGUAACGAGCAUAAGUUGCACGAACUCCUAAAAGAAGCCGGGAAUGAAACUAGAGAGGAUGGAGUGAAUGUCACCGUGCUGGUCCAUGAGGGAAUCAGUCAGUCCGUCAGAGAUGAACUACUCCUGGCCAUGGCCCAGAGAGCGUAUCCACCGCUCUGCACUGAGGACGAACUGAGGAACCUCACUCACAGAGCGACCGCUGAGAAAAAUUCAAGAAGAUACCUGAUGGACAGCUGGAUGUUUGAGAAGAAGUUGAGCCAAGUCCACAGAAACGUCCAUGUGUUCCUGUUGAUGCCUUUCAAUAUGUCAGCAGGCACUGAAAUGCCUUCCAGCAAUGAACCCUUAAAUUGGACUGCACAAAUGUCCAAGGCUCUGAAGCUCAGCUGCUGCGUGGACGUGUUCCAGCCGUGGUCCAAACAGGCUUUAGUGGAAGCUGCUGCUCAAGGCCUUGAAGCCAUUCACAGUGAAAUGGAGUCACACUUGCAAAUGACAAAAGCCAGCCUGUCAGCAGCUAUGGCAGGAAUCCAUCAGUCUGCGUGUCGCUAUGCUUCUGUCCUUCUAAGAACGCAGCCGUUCAGCCCACGGACGUAUGCAGAGUUUAUUGCCCACUUUGGUUUCCUCUGCAAACACCUGGGCCCAAAAAUGCAGAUUAAAACCAACAGAGUUGCCACUGUUCUCUCUCAUUGGGAGGUCUUGAACGACACAGCUGUACAAUGUCAGCAGAACUUAAUAAGACAGCAAACAAAGGUUGCAGAGACGCAGCAGCACGAGGAGGAGCUCGUUAGAGCUAUAGACGACCAGAAAAAGCUACUUGACAAAGCCCGUGAGAAAUGUGAAGAAGAGGACAAGAAACUGUAUCACAUAGAGGAGCAGAUAAAUGACGUUAAGAAACAGGUAAAACCUGUGUUCCUGUCAAGCCUGAAGAUUAUUAAGUGUUUGAAUCCGUCUGACCUGGAGGAAGUGCGUCGCUACAGAAAUCCUCCCGAGGGAGUGGUGAAAAUCAUGGAUGCCAUUUGUUUGCUGUUUAAUCAUCCCUCAGGCUGGGAGAGCGCAAAGCAGCUUCUCGGACAAUCCAACUUUUUCCAGGAGAUGGAAUUCUUUGACCGCUACAGCCUGACGAACGAGCAGCUGCUGCAGCUCGGGCAGAUCGUUCACAGUCCCUACUUUGCGCCGGAGUCCGUCCGCGAGGUCAGCAAGGCCUGCGAGUCCCUGUGCCGCUGGGUCCAGGCCGUGUACGAGUGCUGCCGCGUGCAGCACCAGCUGCGGGUCAGGCAGCAGCUGGAGGCGCAGGCCAACGAGGCGCGAGGUCGGCUGAACCUGGCCGAGCAGCGCGCGGCGGAGGCGCGCCGGCGUCUGGAGGAGGUCGCGCUUCAGGUGCGGCUUGUGAAAGAGGACCUGGAGGAGCAACUUCUGCAGCUGCACGAAGCGGAGAUCUCCAGUCGAGAAGCUGCUGCGUACGCUGAGCAGCUGCAGACGCACGUCAGAGACUGGACGGCCGCUCAAGAUGUAGACGUAGGUACCCAGAAUGCACCAGGUGACGCCCUCAUCCUGGCUGCGAUCAUCUCAUACUUAGGUCCCUUUGGACCCGACGUACGCUCAGAACUGCUGGGCAAAUGGAAGCGGCUCUGUGAGACGGGAAGCAUCGACGCGAACCCCCACGAUCCCAGGACGUCCCUGUUCACGCGCUCGGACGCUGCACCUCCCCCGCCCUCCGCUGGUUUUCCCAUUCCCCUGACUGAGAGGCUGCAGCUUCCUCUGGGUCAGGUGUUAGGGAUGAAGGAGUGGCAGGCUGAGGAGACUCUGUCUGCCAGGCUGCUGGUCGAGCUGCUGCUGUGGGGCCACAGACGCCCGUGGGUCCGACGCUGGCCUCUGCUCACGGACGCCCAGGAACAUCUGGAGAUAAGCUCUCGGAACUGGUUCCUUACAGGAGAGAAGGUGAAGCUGGAGGAUGAGUUUGGGAUGGUGGUCUGUGCAGAUGAUCUGGAGCUGCUGGACAAGCUCGACCAGGCUGCUGAAAGAGGUUUGAGAGUCCUGGUUACUCACGUGGAGCGUUCAGUCCCUAGUCCUGAGUUUCUGGCCAAGUUGGCGCGUCCUACUGGAUGUUGCUUUCCAGGAUUUAAUCAGCGCGUCCAUCCAGUCCAUCCCGACUUCUGCCUCGUCCUCAGCACCCACCUGCCUGUCAAACUACUUAGCGGUGAGAUCCAUGCGUCCGUCUUGGCUCGCGUGCACGUGGUCGACCUCUCCCUGAGCUCGGAGGAGAUCCAAGAGCUGAUGCUGACACAGAUGCUGCAGUCUGAGUGCAGAGAGCUGCUGAUUCAACACCUGCAAGUCCAGAAUUACAAUCAGCUGCUGCGUGAAAAGCGUGUCAAGGAAGAGGACGCUCUGAUGGACUGCAUCCUGCAGUCUGACACCUUGCUGCUGCGAGACUCGGCUUUUCUUCCCCGCGUGACCGUUUGCCAAGAAGCGCUGAGAAACCUGCAGGCCGAGCUGAAGCAGCUCCGUGAGGAGCGAGAGCACCGGGACUCCCUGCUGACGGCCCCCUGCCAGUUAGUGCGGCUGGCCGCCGACUUCUACCGGGCGCUGCAGGCGGUGUCCCGUCUCUCCCCCUCCUACUACUUUUCAUUACACGAAUUCAUCUCGGUAGUGAAAGAGGCCUUCAUAAAGCAGGACAGGCCGUUGGUGUCGUACGCGGUCGGGAGAGUGCCGGAGACGAUCGUCCCGGAGAUCACGAACGCGAUGGUCGUCCGGCUGCUGCUUCACUACAGGCCCUGUCUCUUCAAGAGCCACGUCGCUGUUCUGAAGCUGCUGUUGUCCUUAACUCUGCUGCAGCACGGUCAGCUUUGCUCUGAGGCCGAGCGGCUGGCCUUCCUCAGGGGCCUCGGAGACGCCGCGCGCGCUGAAAAACCCGUCCCCUCGUCUCGCGCCGCCGCUCCACGGCCUCUGCCGAGCUGGAUAUCCCCUCGAAUCCACCCCGAGCUUUUCCGCCUGGACAAAAUCCCGUCCUUUAACGGACUGGUUGCCUCGCUCUGUGCGUCUCCCGAACAGUGGCGGGAGUACUUGCGCUUCCCCUCCUGCACCGUGGUGGGCACCGUCCCCUGCCGCUCCCACGCCCACCUGUCCUUGGUGCAGCGGGCGCUCCUCUGGAAGACCGUGGUCCCGAGCUGCCUGGAGGGUCUGGCGCAGGCCGUGGACUCCUGCCACAUCUGUCCGCCCGCGAAGACCCCGGGCGCCGAGACGCCUCACGCCGGGAACGUGGCGGCGCUCUGUCGGUUUUACGUCGAGCACAAGGGGCCCGUCGUUCUCACGUUACCGAAGCCUGACGGGGAUGCGCCGGUCAGCGUCCAGCCUCUUCGUUUCAUAAACCAGUUGGCGCGUUGUGCAGCAGGAACGAACGAGGUUCAGGUGGAAGUCAUUUCCUUUGGGUCAGUGUGCGACAGCGAGCUCGUCCUCCCGACGCUGGACCGAGCUGUUGACGCCGGGAGCUGGUUGGUUUUUAACGGUUGUCAUCUGCUGGAUCAUUGGGACGACAAAGUAGUGGCUCGUCUCAGUCAGUUAUUCUCCACCUCCAAAGAGCAGCGAGGCCUGAUCCAUCCCAGCUUUCAUCUGUGGUUCGUAACCCAAGAAGAUGCAUCGUGCUCCGUACCAGCAGUGGUGCGAAUGUGCGCUCUGCCUCUGGUCUGUGACUCUCCCUGGGAUCUGAAGGAGGAGCUGAGCUGUUCGUUGCAGCAGCUGUCGUCCGUGACUCAACCUCAGUCAUGGUCAGACGACGACGUGGAGCUGCUCCGCCGCUGCGCCAUCUUCCACUCUGUGUUACUGCAGAGACAAACCUAUAAACGUUUAGGCCAGGGGAGACUCUGUCACUGGACCCAGGAGGACCUUCUCGCUUUAGUGGAUGCACACAUUCACAUUUCCAGUCUCUGCCACGACAAGAUGAAGGUUCUGCAACAUAUAGCAGUCAGUCUGGUGCACGGCGCCCAUGUGACGGACUCUGCAGAUCUGGAGGUGGUGGAAAGUGUUGCCAACAUUUGCUUCAGCACAAUGUCACCUCUGAUGGGCAGCGGGCCACUCAUCCUCUCAGAGAUCAUCAGCGAAUCCGGCCACUUUGACUCGUCCAGACUGUUGCGUGUUUUGGAUCGUGGUUUAAUGGAACCAGCUGACGUCAGUGACCCUGUCGCUCUGGGCUUCAGUGAGGAUGUGGCAGCCGAGAUAAUUAAAAUCAACAGCCACAACCUGAGCGCUCUGCUCCAGGCCUCCCAGACUCCUCCCGGAGCAGCCGCAGGUUUUAUCCCCGGACCGAACCGACCUGUCGACCUGGAAAACUUCGGCCGAGCCAGAGACCGACUCCAGGCUCUGAAGCGUCAUCUCUCACACGGGAGCAACGGCACAAAUACCGAUGCAGGAGCGUCGUCUCCCGGUCCCGUACGGGACCUGGUCCAGGCCGAGUGGGACGACCUCGUCGAUUCGGUGUCCUCGCUCCUCUCGCAGCUUCAGUGGCCGAGUCAGUACCCGCCGACCUCCACCUCCGUCCUCAGCCUCGCCGACGUGUCUCGCUUGGAGAGGAGGGCGGAGCUGCUCGGCUCUUAUCUGAGCCGCCGCGGCAGCAGCGCCUCGGAUCCGCCCGGCGCGUAUCGACUCUCCGCUUUCAGAAACGCACGAGGCUUCCUGGUGGCGGUGAUGAGAGAGGCCGCUCAGGUGCAGCGAAAAUACGUCAGCGAUAUGACGCUGCAUUUCCAGGUUCUGUGUGACAGCAGCUGCUCGGCGUCGCCCCCUGCGGACGCUGUUUGUUUGUGCGGCUUGGAGCUGAAAGGAGCACGGUGGGACCCGGAGCUGGGAGCCCUGCAGGACACGUCGUCCCCUCAGACGUGUCCUCUGCCGCUUCUCUGUGUCAGAGCUCACGUCCGGAGCACAGGCGUCGCUCAGAACACCUCGCCCUGUAAAAGUUCAUAUUUAACGGAUGCUGGAAAUGUUCAGGCUGCAGGCGCCUCCUCAUCCCCUCAGCUGCCUGUCUACCAGUGUCCCCUCUACCUGGACGAGGACGAGCAGGACGGUGGAAACUGGGGACUGGCUGAUGUUAACGUCAUCACUAAGGUCCCGCUUCGUGCUGAGUUGAAUCCGGUUCUGUGUAGUUUGAGGAGGGUGAGGCUAGUGAGUGGUCUCUGACUGCACUGAGCUGACUGUCCACAGGGCUGGAGGAGAAACAUCAGAUAUUACAUAUUUAUGAAGGGUUUUAUGUGAAGCUUCAGAUGAUUUUGCAAUUCUACUGUAUUUGUCUUGAAAUGCUUUGUUUUACAUUAAAUUCAUCUCACAAUG